Molecule: messenger RNA, 2581 nt
Organism: Blastomyces gilchristii SLH14081
Lineage: Eukaryota; Fungi; Ascomycota; Eurotiomycetes; Onygenales; Ajellomycetaceae
Exons: 2
Coding region: 987-1244 (85 amino acids)
Source: RefSeq, a predicted model, not a curated record
CUCCUUCGAAAAGCAGGAUGCUUCUCCCCUGUUCAGGUUCACUACGCCGUUUUCCCGCCCUUGUCCAGCUAUUGGGUGGAACGUGCAGGGUCCGCACUACAUUCCGGCACCUUGGUUUAUCAUAGCUCCCUCUUUAUCUCUAACCUCCCAGUUGGGAGGCAACAUAGAAGAGAAGGGGUGGCGGGGAUCGAUAUUCAGUGACAAUACAUAUUUGAGGUUAGCUGGGAGCAGCUCGCUUCCUUGUCUUACUCGGAUCCGAUACUUGGAAUUCUAUCCUGCUCCCCGAACUGCUACUCUGCUAAUCUAAUUCGAUACCGUGAGCCUCAUUCCCUGACAGUCAGUGACAGUCUGACAGGAGAGGAGUGGGCAGGCGGGAGGGAGACGCGCACUGAUCGCCAUCCUGACUAGCCAGGAUUCGUCAACUCGGUUCUCCUUUGCCACAGCUAUCUUUCCCACGUCUUGGGUUAGUGUUUUACUCUGCCGUGUUGGCUUUCCGUGCCAGUCAAUUGGCCGGGGAAGGGCAUGUCUGUGUGGGGAGGGGAAGAGUUUUGUCUGUCAUGUUUAUCUCUCUCGAUUCGAGGCACCCCCCUUGUCCCCAACAAAAGACGCUUCUACAGACGUACAUAUGUACUCUGCAAGGUAACUCUGCAGACGCGCCACUUGACACGUCUCCUUAGACUUCAGUCCCAUCACUCAUUGGCCAUGAGCCGGAGAAAUACUGGAUAUAUCACAUGAAAAAGCCAUGCCCGGGGACAAAGUCCCCCUAACCAUAAGCUUAGUUCAAAAUCUUGAUGAUGAUGCUGGAGUAGCUAAGUCCCCUAGGCGUCGCACGAACCAACCGGGCCAAAGGAGAUGCGGAUCUCGAGGUUUCCUCUCAUCCCCGGUGACAGGCCGAUCCGCGCCACUGGGAAUGCGACUGGGGAAAGAAAAUCAGGGCCCGUUCCAGGGAUGGAUAGGUGGCGAGCCGUUCACCUAGAUGCACAGUGAUGGGAGGAACGAUGGAUAUCUUGGAAAUAUUAAACCCUUCAGCCAGCCUCUUUUUCUUCCUUUCGAAAUCUCUUGUUCGUGAUUUGGCGGGUGCAAAGCUACCCAUUAGUUUUCUGCACAUUACCUUUUUCCUUGUCCUUCUAUCCACUCCUUUAAAAAAGGGGCACCGAAUGGGGGAUGCCAGAGCGAUUCCCCUAACUUAUGGGAGCCACGGCAAGUGGCGGUGUAGUUGGGAGUUGUUCAUAGGAUAUCGAUGAGACGUUUGAACUAAGGGCUUCGUAUCCCUAUACCGCUCUACAGGGAGCGAAAAAUGAAGGCAUCGCCAUGCAUCUCUCUGCUGGUGUUGCUGGCAAAAAUAUGUGCAGGAGUCCAAGAUAUGUUUCUGGGGAUGUUCCAAUCAAUUCACUCGCCCCAGGUGAAGAGUAGGUUCUGAUAUGCUGCCGGUCCCAUGGCGAUAAAUGGCCUCACCGCAUCAAUCAUAUCUUGACUCCUCAGACCGUUAGGAUGAGAUAGCUCGAGACUAGAGCCAGGGAGGGGUCAACUUCUUGGGGAUAUCAGUUACGAAAAUUGUCUAGACAUUUUUGAUUGGAGGCCGAAGUUGUGGCAAGAGUUCCUUGCUGCAAAAUGCGUAGAGGUUGGACUUGACUUCAGAUAUACCUGUCUCAUAUCCCGCUUCUGCGGGUGAGGAAGCCUCCUUCACAUAAAGUCACGUUCGAGGCAGUACCCAUCAUGCGUUGCUUGCUUUUGACUGACGAGGCGCUCCAUUUUACAUCCACAUCAGCGUCGAAACACUCUUCAUCCAGAAGUUACUUGCCCCUGAAAUCAUUCUGGUUCAGAAACGGGAGCUCCUUUCACAUUCUUGUCACGAGACGUUGAUAUUGCUAAAGCAUUUACAGGUGCUCCCCAGAAUUGCUCUUUCCUACUGUCCUCUCCUACAUUGCACGAAACCCGGGCCUUGCACGCCGGAUACGGUGGGCCUCCAUUCUCUAUCAAUGGGGUGUCUCUCUCUAGUGACUGUGGUAGAAGCUAUUUCCUUCACUUACAAGUAUGACAUGAACCGUUCCAGACAACGUGAAUUUCAUACUCUCCUUUUGAACGCAUCGAAAGCGGUUCAGCUGUGUCAGAAGUGGAUAAGAGGCGCCAGAAAAUGUGAAUAUAUCUGUUUUUCGAUUUCAUCUACAGGGUACAUGUACAAUUCUAAUCCCUAAGGCAUACCUUGGAAGGGGAGCUGGGGGAAACGAUCAUGGCGGUACCAACAAUAAAGGGCAUGGGAGAACCCAGCAGCGCGCUCUUCUUUUAGCCCCUGAAUCAUCGAAUGGCCCAUCUACUAAGUCCCCCUUUAAACAACGGAUUAUUGAUAUGUUUGGCAUUCUUUACUCACUUGUCUUCCUUCCCUCCCCAUGGUCUAUAAAUUUGCAUUUUCCCCCUCCCCUGCACAUGCACCGUUGAAUACGCUGCAAAUAUAAAGUCAUCCUCAAUUCGCCAAACAAAAGAAAGAAGUUGGCGGGAAAAAAAGACACUGCAAAAUUGCGACUUGCGGAACUGAUUGAAAUAUGAAAUGAAAAUAUAACCCGUUUAACCACCUGGAUCACAA